UCCACCUGCCACGUGUUCACAAUCUUUCUCCUCCUCCCUCUUUGCUACUUUCUCUAUCCGACAGAUUCAACCUUACAGAACCAAAGACAAAAAGACAAGAUUUUUCGACAAGAUAUUUUGAUCGUCCGAAAGGAACUUACAUCUCAGGUGAAAUCACAAGAACGAUGGACAAAUUGAAGAUAGCUGAAUGGGGAGAGAAGCUGAAGACAGGAGGAGCUCAGAUGAGCAGAAUGGUGAGCGAGAAAGUCAAAGACAUCCUCCAAGCUCCCACCUUGGAAUCCAAAAUGGUUGAUGAAGCCACUCUGGAGACUCUCGAGGAGCCUAAUUGGGGAAUGAACAUGAGGAUAUGCGCUCAGAUCAACAACCAGGAGUUCAACGCCACCGAGAUCGUCAGGGCCAUCAAGAGGAAGAUCUCUGGUAAAAGCCCUGUGAGCCAAAGGCUGAGCCUUGAGCUUCUCGAGGCUUGUGCUAUGAACUGUGACAAGAUCUUCUCUGAAGUUGCUUCUGAGGGAGUUCUUGAUGAGAUGGUUUGGUUGGUUAAGAACGGAGAGGGUGAUUCUGAGAAUAGAAGCAGGGCUUUUCAGCUUAUUAGAGCUUGGGGACGGUCUAAAGAUCUUGCUUACCUUCCUGUCUUCAAGCAGACUUAUAUGAGCUUGGAGGGAGAGAAUGGUUUAAACGCUCGUAGCGAGGAGAAUCCAAUGGCAGGAGCAGGACAAAGUUCUCUGGAGUCUCUUAUGCAACGGCCUGUUCCAGUUCCUCCACCUGGUAGCUAUCCGGUUCCUAAUCAAGAACAGGCUCGUGGAGACGAUGGUGGUGGUUUUGACUAUAGCUUUGGAAACUUGUCGAUCAAGGAUAAGAAAGAACAGAUUGAGAUUACAAGGAACAGCCUCGAGUUGCUCUCUAGCAUGUUGAACACUGAUGGGAAGCCGAAUCACACAGAGGACGAGCUAACGGUAAGCCUUAUGGAGAAAUGCAAGCAGUCACAGCCGUUGAUUCAAAUGAUCAUAGAGAGCACAACGGACGACGAGAGUGUCCUUUUUGAGGCUCUGCAUCUGAACGAUGAGCUCCAACGCGUUCUGUCUAUUUACGAGAAGACUGAUGAAACUGAGAAGAAGGCGUCCAUGGUGGAACAAGAAUCAUCAGGAAGCAAAGAUGCUGGUGGUCCGAAACCAGCAGAAGAACAUCUUGUGAAACAAAAGGAUGAACAUCAAGAAUCACCAGGAUCCUCCAACAAGACUGGUAAAGAAGAUAAGCAGCAGGUGAAAAUAGAACUCGGGUUAUCGAGUGAUGAAGAUGAGAAAUGAGCAAGUCUAAUGUUUGUCCUCUUACGAGAUGGUUAUUAUCAGAACGUUGGGGGGAAGGUUUCUUGUUCUUUUGAUGGUUUCUUCUGGAAUGUACUUUCGACCAUACAUUUGUGGAACCUUUGUUAGCAUCAUUUUCUUUUUAUUGACAUCAACACCG
Molecule: messenger RNA, 1461 nt
Organism: Brassica oleracea var. oleracea
Lineage: Eukaryota; Viridiplantae; Streptophyta; Magnoliopsida; Brassicales; Brassicaceae
Product: target of Myb protein 1-like
Exons: 4
Coding region: 165-1304 (379 amino acids)
Biological process (GO): protein transport to vacuole involved in ubiquitin-dependent protein catabolic process via the multivesicular body sorting pathway
Molecular function (GO): ubiquitin binding; phosphatidylinositol binding
Source: RefSeq, a predicted model, not a curated record